GGAGAGAAAUUGCGCCUGAUAUUAUAUCUCCACCUAUUACGUUCACGCAGGUUAACAGGAAGAUACGUAGGUGGUAAUCUCACGAGCUGACUCUCCAGUUUGGCGUGAACACAGGCUUGAAGGCAGGAUAUGCUGUCUCGUAACAACGCACAAAGCGUGGCUCGUCACAAGGCCAACUUCUUGUCCUCUAUAGCCCCUUAGAAUGGUUACGCCGCACGACACAUCCAACGUCCAUCUCCAUGUUGCUGUCACACGCGCAACCGACGGCGAGAGCUCCUUGGAGGUGGGCUAGAUGCUAGGAUGCACGCCAGCUGCGGCAGCUUGGCAGCGGCGAGGCGUUUUCAGCCCCCAACCAUGAGGGUUCUAGCUUUGCCUCAGGACACCGCUCGGGCUGGCUGGCUGUCACUAGAUGCCGUGUGGAGUCGCAAAGGAUCACUAUUAGUGCGAGCGGCUGGCGUUUAGCUAUGCGUCUUUUCUUACCUAUUCACCUUCUUACUUUCCUCUACAGACCAUGUGGAUACUGCGUACAUAUUGAAGCUCUCUAUCUUACUUUGAAAAUACCAUUCUACCAUCCUAGCUCUCCUCUCCGCUUUUGUGCCUACUACAACCCUGUCCUGCUUCCAGGACUCCGUGAUUCGGCCCAGUGCACCAACCUCGUUUUCAGCCUCACUGGCCUUCCAACUCAGAGCCGGAGGAUAGAAGGCGGUGGCUUCGAUCUGAAACUCUCUUUGGCAAAUCGCAUUCUCUGUUGGUCUUCCGCUAUUGGUACGUCAAUAAGCUUUCAAUCAAGCUUCGCACACCAUGGUACGAGCAUCAGGGUCCCCAGCUAACUUUCUGCAGACGAGGCCUCAGGCAACGAUAUCAUCCCCACCAAACCUCAACUGCAAUUGGCUGUGGAGCUUUGGGAAGACGCCGCGUGGAUCGCGAAUCUCAG
Mytilinidion resinicola is the source of this 934-nucleotide messenger RNA. RefSeq lists its product as uncharacterized. Bases 465 to 830 code for a protein of 121 amino acids. The record is from RefSeq and is a predicted model, not a curated record. The transcript has a single exon. NCBI's taxonomy places the organism in Eukaryota, Fungi, Ascomycota, Dothideomycetes, Mytilinidiales, Mytilinidiaceae.